UGGAGCCCGCACCUCUCCGACGUUCCCGUCGCCGACCUCCCGCCGUUACGCCGAACCCUCGAACCCCGGACCCUGCGUCGUAAAGAGCGAAGAAUGGCGGUGGCCAACGUCCACUACAUCACUCGCAUGAAUAGCGGCUUCAAGGUCUACAUCCUGGAAGGGCAGCCCAGCCUGAGAACGGAGGACCGCCACCGGCACGUGACCAAUGAGAGGACGCGCCUGCCACCUGUCUGCCCAUCGAAGCGCAAGCGCAGCCCGGAGCGCGCCGCUCCUCUGGACCCGAGGCCCGGGAAAGUCCGAGGCCCCCUGCCGGCCCCGAAUCCGAGGGAGAGGACGCCGUUUAGGCGUGUUACCUGCAGCCUUCAUAGGCAGUCCAGCCUCAGUCCCCCCCAGGGCUCACCCACCUCCCCCCAGUAUGCGAUCGUGACGACCACCACAAGGAGCCCGAGCCAGAGCCCCUGCCACAGGCUGUCCAGCCCUGUCCACAGCCCAACCGGCCAGUGGCCGAGCCCCGUCUUUGAGAGUCCACCAAUGGAGGAGCCCCUGGCGCUAAUCAAGAAGCCAAGAUGCGCUGAAGCUCCGGAGGCCGACGCCAAGAUCCUAAGGAAGCCUGGCAGCCAGGUUCAGAUGCGUCCAUCUGUCAUCACGUGUGUGUCCAGGUUGCGCCCUGCCGACAAGCCCCCCGAGGUACAGUGCCGCUCCGCUACUGCAGUGACCUCCUGCCUCGCUUACGACCAAGUUGUUGAGGAGCACUUCCGCCGCAGCCUGGGCGUUGCCUACCACAAGGCCGACACCCGCCACAUGUCCGUCAGCGUCUCCGUGGAUGACCACUUUGCCAAGGCUCUCGGGGAGAAAUGGCUGCAGCUCAGGGCUUCCUCUUCCUCAUCUUACUCCUCGCCUUCCUCGUCACCAUGCAGCAGCCCCGGCUUCUUGCCCACUGUUGUUCCCAGCCCUUGCAGUCCUGGGAAAGGAGCAGAGGGUGGGGCCGAGGGAGGGGUUGCGGUCCAGACCGAGGGCAUUGUCACACCUUCCUCUCCCAUCCCUUCCUCUCCGGUCAAAUAAUACUCAGACGGUACGCACAACGAUUCGCCUGCAGGUGGGGGAACGAAGAGGUGAAAGAAUUUCCGGCGCCGCGUCCCCAAAUACUGCUGACCAGAGCGAGCCACGUGCCGUCGCCGCAGGGACAGCUGGACAAACGGAACAAUCUGGAGCUGGUCAAGGGAAGCAUGCAAAGAGCACUGAGCCCAGAGUGACAGUCAGCUGUCUGCCCAGCAGCCCUCAGGAGCCCAGCGCACCUCUAUCGCUUUGAGGGCCCCGGUCCGUGACACCCCACACCUUAAUGGUAUCACACUGUAGCCCAUCGCAAUUUCCACAAUGUCUCACUGUAUCUGCUCACAGUAAACUCUUGGCCCGUUUACCACUUCUCGCUGCGGCCACUCGCGAUGUUUCCGACAGCUCCCCACGUACGCCGAUGGGCCUCGGGGGGGGCCAUCCUCACAGGUGUCCGAAUGCAACCUGACCUUAUUCCAAUGAACCCGCUGAGGAGGAGAACCAGUGCCGGGAGUCACUACACAACACCAGAUUCUCUCACACUCUCUGUCCUCCAGCGAUGGACUGGUUGGAGGACCAUUCACAGGUACUAUUCUGGAAGCUCGGCAGAGCAGAAAGGGACAGGACCCAAAGCCCCGCCGAGGACACUUGAUCACCACAGUGAAAUAUUCCAGGAGAGACGUCAUCGAUUUAGCUCUCAAUAUCUCUUUCCUGGUGUACAGUGUACAGACUUCUAGAUGAACGAGAUGUUGAUAAUUGUGUGUAACGGUGUGUAAUAACUAUGUCCAUACUAUUGCCGUUACCAUUAACGUUACCGCGUGUAAACAGGUCGUCACCCACCGUUACUGUACCGUCUCUUGUGUUCCAUUAGAUUCCGGAGAUCGGUCAGGUGUGUUUGCGUGGGUCUGCAGCACUUUCGCAGUACUUCAUGUGACUCCUUUAAACCUCUGGGACUUUGGUGGUUCUCAGCGGCUUCUGGAAAUGCCACCUUCUCUUCAGGAGUUAUGGUGCUUGGAGCCCCAUUGCUCCCCUUCUGUGCUGCAGUUCUUUGACACCUCUGUCACCUCACACACGUCCACCCAGGUCUUACCUAACAGCCACCAGCAUGUGUGACUCUACUGAGAACUUCAAGUCUAUGACUCUUUCCCGUGAUGACAGUAGAUCUACUCCACCGCACUCUGGAAACACCGGGAAAUGACAGGCAUGUCCUGUCUGGGUCAUCCAGAGCAGCAUUACCUUAGUUACCUUAAAACACCUGUGAAAAAAAUGUCCUUUCUUUUCUGGAACCCACCAGCCGCAGGAGAUCCGUACUAAACGCUGAGACGCGCAGAGACUUUUCACGACAGCAUCGGCCGAUGGGAGAGCUCCAUACAGCUGGAUGUCUCUCCGAUCGGUUUGUGUUGCCUCCUUUUAUUUACAAGCUCACACACAAGUCAUCGCGAGGAACGGCAACACUUUCGAAACUUCCCUUGCGUCCGACGCAAAAGUGAUCUUUACUCCAAACAAAAGAAGUGUGUCGGGAUGCAUCCUACAGGUCGACAAAAUUUAUUUGCAUCUCGUUUCCCUACCAACAUUUUCCAUUGCGUUAAAUGGAACAUGAAGCCAAGGCACAACAUACAUUUUCUGAAAGUGUUGACUAGAGCAUAUUAAUCACUUGAACAUAUUAUUAAACAUAUUGACUACUAGAACACAUUUUUACACCACACACCUUACCUGUGCAAACCUGUAACAAAUUUACCUUUAACUGAGAACUUGUGAUCACAGAUGGCCAAUUCAAAUAUCGUGUGCCAUGUUUACUGUCUUAAUAUUCAGCUGGCUGCCUAAAGGAUCUAAAGUCAAUUCAAAUGUUUCAUGUAAAUACACUUGCUCUGUACCUGAAAAUUAAUGUUUUUAUGUUUAAUUUGCAAAUUGUUUGGGUGUUUGUGGUUCGAGGACCUGCUUGUCUCUAUCUGUGUGUGUGUGUUUUCCAUUCUGCUCUCUGUUUAUUUAUUGUGGGCAUCUCCUGGCUGGCAUCACGGUUGUACGCUGUAAAAAUACUCUUUUGAUAUGAACACUUAAACUUGCAGUUGUCCUUCACUGUAAAUAAAGGCAAAUGACACU
This is a messenger RNA of Scleropages formosus (Asian bonytongue), 3150 nucleotides long. RefSeq names its product vestigial like 4 like (gene vgll4l). The transcript has 5 exons. The coding region runs from base 94 to 1062 and encodes 322 amino acids. The record is from RefSeq and is a predicted model, not a curated record. Gene Ontology annotation, molecular function: transcription coactivator binding. NCBI's taxonomy places the organism in Eukaryota, Metazoa, Chordata, Actinopteri, Osteoglossiformes, Osteoglossidae. Gene Ontology annotation, biological process: negative regulation of DNA-templated transcription.